Messenger RNA from Coregonus sp. 'balchen', 21668 nucleotides. Lineage: Eukaryota; Metazoa; Chordata; Actinopteri; Salmoniformes; Salmonidae. The record is from the annotation of a GenBank genome assembly.
AUGGCGAAGAUCAGUCCGGUGAUGAUGGACACAGGGACGGCCAGCAGGACGGUCACUAUGCGGUAGAGCCAGACCCUGGUGACCUCGAACAGGGCGUUGCUCCAGAUCCACACUCUGUCUCCGCUACGUACUGACACUGGCUCUGCUAUCACAUCCUCAAAGCUCACCUAGAGGCAGAGUCAUAGUCUCGGGGUGAUUGUUUACAGACAGUAUGUUUUUGCCACUCAAUGGAAAAUAUCGAUAAACUGCAGUCAAUGACAUGACCACAAGAGGGCAGUACAAGUAUAAGAAAAACAUUUAUUGUGACAUGCCACAUAUUACUGUAGAAAUAUAAAACUCUUCAGAUUUGUUUGAUAGUUUAAAUAAUUAGGUUUGACUAAUUGGGUUAAGACAGAUAAUAUGCUUGACGCCACAACACUUUAUAUCAAGCUUGUGACAGUAUUACCUGUUUCAGGUGACAAUCCAGAAAGCACAAAGAACUCAUUAAUGAAGUCAUUCAAAUUGGUAAAAAUGUAUAAACACAACAAAUGUCGUCUGGUUAUCAGUUAGCUCCUGUGUCAAUGCAUUGAUGCAUUGAUGUGAGGUUGUGUGAAAUACCUUCAGACAGUCGUUGACUCCUCGAGGGUCUCUCUCAUUCAGCAGGGGCUUGGUGUCACUAACAUCCACUAACGGGGACACAGCCUCCUCCUCAUCCAUCCUGUCCCCCAGUUCAGCCUUCCAUAGCAGCUGAGGCUCCUCACAGUCCUUAUACAGGUCUGCAUCAAGGUCUUCAUCAUCAGAGUCUCCCAGGUCAAUCUCUGUCUCUAUUGGAUCUGUCUUCCUCAUCAUGGUGCCUAUUCAACGGAACAAAUAACGUUUUUAGAAUUGAUUUCAAUUAAACACAAAAACGAUUCAAAUAUGGGUGUGCAGAGAGUAACAGGACCAGAAAGACUCACUCUGCCUACACACAUACCUACACACUCACACCACACUGUCAAACUGUGACACUUUCAGCCAAGCAGGCUGUUCACACGGGCGUGGCCAGCAGCAGUUGGUUAUAUUUGGAACGUGAGACUGGCCUGGCUUGAAUUUUCAAAGGGGCUUUGGUGUGUGGAUUACUUCCCCAUACCCAGGAAGAGAGGAGAGGGGAGAGGGGAGAGGGCAGAAGGGAAGACACUCCCUGCUGCAGGAUAUAAAUACCUAGAGAGAGGACUAUAUACCGCCUGCUCCUAUAAUCAUACAGUGAUCUGCCCUGCCCAUCUGAUCCAAUAGAGACAACUCAGAUUGGGAACUCUGCAAGAUACUUAUUUUGACUUACAAAAUGUAUGACCAGAAGUAAAAAGACACUCUCCUCUUGAUAUGAAAAGGAGAAAGAAGAAACGUGGAAUGUUUCCGACAGUGGGACUAAAGUGUGAUAUGAAUGUCAUAGUGAUGUGGCAACAGGAUCUCACAAACACACUUCGAUAUGGACACCUAAAAUAUAUAGGUUACUCAUUGUUGUGAUAUCAUUGACUUGGUGAUGAUUAGCCUGCCCUGCACUCUGUGGCUUAUUAAAAGUGGUAACUAUACCUUGCCCAGGUCCCACAGGAAGGUAAUACAAACCAGUCCAGGGUCGUAUUCAUUAGUGCACACUGUAGCACAACACUUUGCAACGGAAAAUGUUCAGAUAUUCCCUCCCUGUUUCAGCCCGUUUUCUCCCAUUUUGUUCCUAAUGAAUAGCAACAAAACCAACGUGUAUGCUACUAUGGGGCAAAACUAUGGGGCAAAAAGAUUGUUGACAACAUGUAACAUUUCGUCUCCAAUGUUUAUUGAAAACAUAAAUACAUUUGCACAAUGAGCACUUGUUGUCUCUCAGAUACAUCAUUAGAGUUGAUAGUUAGCAAGCUUAGGAAUUUUUGCCAUAUUAUCAUUGACAUGAAAUCAGUCAAAACAACUCAAAACAAGAACAAGAUAAAACUAGCUGAAACGAGCCACCUACGAUUCCCCACGUGGCCGCUUCUUGUCAUUGUUGCUAGUUAUCUGGCCAUCCAGAAUCAAAUCUAAUCUAAUUUUAUUGGUCACAUAUACAGUGGGGGGAAAAAAGUAUUUAGUCAACCAGCAAUUGUGCAAGUUCUCCCACUUAAAAAGAUGAGAGAGGCCUGUAAUUUUCAUCAUAGGUACACGUCAACUAUGACAGACAAAAUGAGAAAAAAAAUUCCAGAAAAUCACAUUGUAGGAUUUUUUAUGAAUUUAUUUGCAAAUUAUGGUGGAAAAUAAGUAUUUGGUCAAUAACAAAAGUUUCUCAAUACUUUGUUAUAUACCCUUUGAUGGCAAUGACACAGGUCAAACGUUUUCUGUAAGUCUUCACAAGGUUUUCACACACUGUUGCUGGUAUUUUGGCCAAUUCCUCCAUGCAGAUCUCCUCUAGAGCUGUGAUGUUUUGGGGCUGUCGCUGGGCAACACAGACUUUCAACUCCCUCCAAAGAUUUUCUAUGGGGUUGAGAUCUGGAGACUGGCUAGGCCACUCCAGGACCUUGAAAUGCUUCUUACGAAGCCACUCCUUCGUUGCCCGGGCGGUGUGUUUGGGAUCAUUGUCAUGCUGAAAGACCCAGCCACGUUUCAUCUUCAAUGCCCUUGCUGAUGGAAGGAGGUUUUCACUCAAAAUCUCACGAUACAUGGCCCCAUUCAUUCUUUCCUUUACACGGAUCAGUCGUCCUGGUCCCUUUACAGAAAAACAGCCCCAAAGCAUGAUGUUUCCACCCCCAUGCUUCACAGUAGGUAUGGUGUUCUUUGGAUGCAACUCAGCAUUCUUUGUCCUCCAAACACGACGAGUUGAGUUUUUACCAAAAAGUUAUAUUUUGGUUUCAUCUGACCAUAUGACAUUCUCCAAAUCCUGGAUCAUCCAAAUGCACUCUAGCAAACUUCAGACGGGCCUGGACAUGUACUGGCUUAAGCAUGGGGACACGUCUGACACUGCAGGAUUUGAGUCCCUGGCGGCGUAGUGUGUUACUGAUGGUAGGCUUUGUUACUUUGGUCCCAGCUCUCUGCAGGUCAUUCACUAGGUCCCCCCGUGUGGUUCUGGGAUUUUUGCUCACCGUUCUUGUGAUCAUUUUGACCCCACGGGGUGAGAUCUUGCGUGGAGCCCCAGAUCGAGGGAGAUUAUCAGUGGUCUUGUAUGUCUUCCAUUUCCUAAUAAUUGCUCCCACAGUUGAUUUCUUCAAACCAAGCUGCUUACCUAUUGCAGAUUCAGUCUUCCCAGCCUGGUGCAGGUCUACAAUUUUGUUUCUGGUGUCCUUUGACAGCUCUUUGGUCUUGGCCAUAGUGGAGUUUGGAGUGUGACUGUUUGAGGUUGUGGACAGGUGUCUUUUAUACUGAUAACAAGUUCAAACAGGUGCCAUUAAUACAGGUAACGAGUGGAGGACAGAGGAGCCUCUUAAAGAAGAGGUUACAGGUCUGUGAGAGCCAGAAAUCUUGCUUGUUUGUAGGUGACCAAAUACUUAUUUUCCACCAUAAUUUGCAAAUAAAUUCAUUAAAAAUCCUACAAUGUGAUUUUCUGGAUUUUUUUCUUCUCAAUUUGUCUGUCAUAGUUGACGUGUACCUAUGAUGAAAAUUACAGGCCUCUCUCAUCUUUUUAAGUGGGAGAACUUGCACAAUUGGUGGCUGACUAAAUACUUUUUUCCCCCACUGUACAUAUUUAGUAGAUGUUAUUGCGGAUGUAGUGAAAUGCUUGAAUCACUUCAACACAUGGACUUCUGCCCCAUUGAAGCGUACGCAUCGUUUUUGUGACGUCAGUUAAUCCAUCUAUAGCACAUAUCAAAGGAGGUUGGUGGCACCUUAAUUGCGGAGGAUGAGCUUGUGGUAAUGGCUGGAGCGGAAUGAGUGGAAUGGUAUCAAAUACUGUACAUCUAACACAUGGUUUCCAUGUGUUUGAUGCCAUUCCAUUUGCUCUGUUCCAGCCAUUAUUAUGGGCUGUCCUCCCCUCAGCAGCCUCCUGUGCCACCCAUACUUCGAAGAAGAAGAGGGUCAACUAAACUGUGUAAAGGCUGCAAAAAUGGAGGCAAGUGGAAAGGGGAGAAGGUAAGGAACUUGUCUGUCUGCCCUGCAUUAAAGACCAAAAUUGGCUAAAGAAAAUUGUGAUAAAUAAAAAAGUAUACCAGUUUCAUUGAAGGACCAAAAAAUUGACAGCUGCACCAUACAGGUUGUAAAAUAGUUGGGAGGAGAUUUUUGAUGUACAGAUUCCAUGGUACAUGAUUUAUGAACUUGUACACAAAAUGACGGCAGAUACAAAACGUGGUUUUUCUAUUUAAAUUAUUAUAUCAAAUUCUUGCAACCAAUAGAACGUUAUAUAUAUGGGGGAUACAACCAUCUCAGCUCUGCAGAUUUUGCUGCAAAGAGACAGAAUCAGUAGAUUACUUGUUUUGGUACUGUCCAUAUGUAGCUUGUUUUUGGUCGCAGGUUCACAAAUGGCUGAACAUUUUCAACACUUACUUGGAGCUAACUCUGCAAAUAGCACUGCUGGGUGAUUUGAAAAGUCAUCGUCAAUCGAUCAAUAAUAUAGUAACACUCUUAGCAAAAAUGUUUAUCUUUAAUUUACAAACUGUAGAAACUAUGAGAAUAGAAAGGUUCAGAACUUUUGUGAAACAUCACAGCACAGUGGAAAAAUAUAUGACAGCUAGAAAUCAAAACAGGAUGGUCUUCAGAGAUAGAUGGGAGGGGUUGGGGGUAGCUGAAGGGUGGGACUAACAACAAACAAAAGAUCAUUAAUGUAAAAUAUACUGUGUCCGUAAAAUUUAUAUAGUAUGUAUAAGCUGGAAUUAGAAGCCUAAGUGUUGUUGUCCAUUAGUUUACUCCAAUUAGGGGAGGCAUGGUAGGGUUAGGGGAAAAUAAUAAAGAGGGAAAAUAUAUAUAUUUUUAAAUAUAUUUAAAAUAAUAUACACUACCGUUGAAAAGUUUGGGGUCACUUAGAAAUGUCCUUGUUUUCGAAAGAAAAACAAUUUUUAGUCCAUUAAAAUAAAAUAAAAUAGAUCAGAAAUACAGUGUAGACAUUGUUAAUGUUGUAAAUGGCUAUUGUAGCUGGAAACGGCUGAUUUUUUAUGGAAUAUCUACAUAGACGUACAGAGGCCCAUUAUCAGCAACCAUCAGUCCUGUGUUCCAGUGGCACGUUGUGUUUGCUAAUCCAAGUUUAUCAUUUUAAAAGGCUAAUUGAUCAUUAGAAAACCCGUUUGCAAUUAUGUUAGCACAGCUGAAAACUGCACAGCUCAUUAAAGAAGCAAUAAAACUGUCCUUCUUGAGACUAGUUGAGUAUCUGGAGCAUCAGCAAUUGUGGGUUCGACUACAGGCUCAAAAUGGCCAGAAACAAAGUGUCACGCCCUGACAUUGAGACAUCUCUAGUUGGGUUGGUCAGGGUGGGAAAUCUAAUUUAUAUAUUUCUAUGUUAGCCGGGUGUGGUUCCCAAUCAGAGGCAGCUGUCGGUCGUUGUCUCUGAUUGGGGAUCAUACUUGUUGCCUACCUUAGUUGUGGGAUCUUGUUUCUGUUUGGCUUGUUUGAUGUUUAGCCUCUUGAACUUCACGUUCUGUUGGAUUUUGUUAUUUUGUCGGUGUUUAUUAAAAUAAAUGACUAUGUACGCAUACCACGCUGCACCUUGGUCCGAUCCUUUACACAACGAACGUGACACAAAUAACUUUCUUCUGAAACUCGUCAGUCUAUUCUUGUUCGGAGAAAUGAAGGCUAUUCCAUGCGAGAAAUUGCCAAGAAACUGAAGAUCUCGUACAACGCUGUGUACUACUCCCUUCACAGAACAGCGCAAACUGGCUCUAACCAGAAUAGAAAGAGGAGUGGGAGGCACCGUUGCACAACUGAGCAAGAGGACAAAUACAUUAGAGUGUCUAGUUUGAGAAACAGGCUCCUCACAGGUCCUCAACUGGCAGCUUCAUUAAAUAGUACCUGCAGCCCAAUAGUGCCCCAUGCUGGUCUCUCAGGGAACAGCAUCCUCCCUUCUGAUAGUGGCAGCUGCCCUCAGACACCACAGCUGAUCUGAAACCUGAUCGGCUCUCUGCCUGACUGUAACUACUCUACUUCUGCUGUAAAUAUUGACUUAGUAACCACUGGCUACAGCUUGUUACUGUAGUUAUUACAGCUCCAGACCAGAAGUCCCAUAGACAUACUGUACAUUGUGGAAGUGAGAGAUUGUCUAGGUUUUAUAGUAGACUGACAGUAAUACCCAUUGCUGUGAGUGAGGUAGUGUGUUAUAUGACCACCAGUACAGUAUGAACAUGCCCAUGCUUGCCCAGCUGCCCAUGGAUGCCAUACAUAUCUCUGGCUAUUGAGGUGGUGAGGAAAGUUAAGGAGGUGAUGAUGUGUGGUCAAUAGAAGACAAGAGAGGUCAAAACGUUUUCAGAUUCCGAAGCCUCAGCAUCAUAGGUAGGCUAUUGAGACCUGACUAACAAAAACUCAAUUGGCUAUAAUUAGGUCUUAGGGGCCAGAGUUAUUCCUGUUCAGGUUACAUAGUCACAGAAAACUCCUUGCCCUAACCCUAACCCUAACCCUUACCCUAGCUUCAUGUCCACAUGCCAGUUCAACCCUAACCCUAACCCUAUCUUUAUGUCCACAUGCCAGUUCAACCCUAACCCUUACCCUAGCUUUAUAUCCACAUCCAGGUUCAACCCUAACCCUCAACCCGGUUUGGUUUAAUUGUGUGACUUAUUCUAUUUCUGUACAUUUGUGCAGCUAUAUAUGGUGAUGGGGCUGAGACUAUAAAAAUACUGUUUUAAUUGAGAAGUAGGCAUUGGUCUGAAGCCAAAAAAGAAAGGAAAUUCACAUGAGCACCACAAUCCCUACUUCACCCAUGCUCUACCAACGUUUUCCAGCAAACAGCUUUGACCUACUACAGUAGCUAUGUUGGUCUAUUGUAAUUCAAACAAUGCGUAGGCAGGUUGCUUAGGAUUCAAACCUCCUCAAACAGCUUCAUUCAUACUCUUAGCGGAGGUGCUCCCACAAUAAUGUGAUGUGUACUGCAUUAAAUUUUUAAUUUUUUAAUUUUUUUAUUUCACCUUUAUUUAAACAGGUAAGCCAGUUGAGAACAAGUUCUCAUUUACAACUGCGACCUGGCCAAGAUAAAGCAAAGCAGUGCGAUAAAAACAACAUACACUAAGACAUUAUCCCAUUCCACUACCAUUUCAAGCUUUUUUUAUUAUAUGAAAUCAAACUUUGCUUUUAUACUUACAAGACCAUCAUUCUUGAUUGAGUAAGUUGUUUUGUCUUGUAGUAAUGUGGUGCCUACCUGUAUUGGUGUGUUGGACGCAGUCACUCAUAUAGAUAUAGAGGUCUAUAGAGCAUGUCUGCAUUCCUGAUUUCUGUCACCGUUAGCGCAGAACCACUUGUAUUAUCAAUUGCAGUGCUGAUCAAUGACAGUUCAUUACCUCUGAACAUGUAGUCUAAAGUUAUGUUCGUAUUUGUAUUUCUUUUCGCAAUAAAGAUGGUGACGCUACAAUUAUACAGUGCAUUGGGAAAGUAUUCAGACCCCUUGACUUUUUCCACAUUUUCUUACGUUACAACCUUAUUCUAAUAUGGAUUAAAUAGUUUUUUCCCUUGGCACACCUGUAUUUGGGGAGCAUCUCCCAUUCUUCUCUGCAGAUCCUCUCAGGCUCUGUCAGGUAGGAUGGGGAGUGUCGCUGCACAACUAUUUUCAGGUCUUUCCAGAGAUGUUCGAUCAGGGCUCUGGCUGGGCCACUCAAGGACAUUCAGAGACUUGUCCCAAAGCCACUUCUGCGUUGUCUUGGCUGUGUGCUUAGGGUCAUUGUCUGGACCUUCGCCCCAGUCUGAGUUCCUGAGCACUCUGGAGCAGGUUUUCAUCAAGUAUCUCUCUGUACUUUGCUCCGCUCAUCUUUCCCUCGAUCCUGACUAGUCUCCCAGUACCACAGCAUGAUGCUGCCAAAACCAUGCUUCACCGUAGGGAUGGUGCCAGGUUUCCUCCAGAUGUGACGCUUGGCUUUCAGGCCAAAGAGUUCAAUCUUGGUUUCAUCAGACCAGAGAAUCUUGUUUUUCAAGGUCUGAGAGUCCUUUAGGUGCCUUUUAGAAAACUCCAAGUAGGCUGUCAUGUGCCUUUUACUGAGGAGUGGCUUCCGUCUGGCCACUCUACCAUAAAGACCUGAUUGGUGGAGUGAUGCAGAGAUUGUUGUCCUUCUGGAAGGUUCUCCCAUCACCACAGAGGAACUCUGGAACUCUGUCAGAGUGACAAUCGGGUUCAUGGUCACCUCCCUGACCAAGGCCCUUCUCCCCCGAUUGCUCAGUUUGGCCUGGCGGCCAUCUCUAGGAAGAGUCUUGGUGGUUCCAAACUUCUUCCAUUUAAGAAUGAUGGAGACCACUAUGUUCUUGAGGACCUUUAAUGCUGCAGACAUUUUUAGGUACCCUUCCCCAGAUCUGUGCCUCGACAAUCCUGUCUCGGAGCUCUAUGGACAAUUCCUUCGACCUCUGACAUGCACUGUCAACUGUGGGACCUUAUAUAGACAGGUGUGUGCCUUUCCAAAUCAUGUCCAAUCAAUUGAAUUUACCACAGGUGGACUCCAAUCAAGUUGUAGAAACAUCUCAAGGAUGAUCAAUGGAAACAGGAUGCACCUGAGCUCAAUUUCGAGUCUCAUAGCAAAGUGUCUGAAUACUUAUGUAAAUAAGGUUUUUAUGGUUUUUAUAUUUAAUAAAUGUGCAAACAUUUCUAAAAACCUGUUUUCACUUUGUCAUUAUGGGGUGUUGUGUGGAGAUUGAUGAGAUUUUGUAUUUAUUUAAUACAUUUUAGAAUAAGGCUGUAACGUAACAAAAUGUGGAAAAAGUCAAGGGGUCUGAAUACUUUCCGAAUGACUGUGUGUUGGUAACCAGUUUAUAAUAGUCACCUCAGGGUUUGCGAUAUAUGGCCAAUAUACCACGGCUAAGGGCGGUAUCCAGGCACUCCGUUUCACGUCAUGCAUUAGGUAAGAACAGCCAUUAGCCACACCCCCUUUGGCCUUAUUGCUUGAAUAUAACGCAACAGUAAAUAAAAAAACAUGACAUUCUACAGUAUGAGUUUAUGGAUAGUAGCAUUCACUGACUGCACACAAAAUGUUAACAUCAGAUUGAAGUCCAUUCACAGACUAAUCCCAUUGAUUUUCCACAUCUGAUCAAUACAAUAGCCUAAUCAGACACCAAUUAACCAUCACUAGUCACCAUGGUGUCCAAGGCCACGGGUUCAAAGAUGAUGACAAUAACAAUCAGAAGCUGAGGAGCAAAUAUAUACUGUGUUAAGUACUGUUCCUAGAAAAUGUUGCAUCUAUGAGGCACUAUACUGAUUUAGAAAAUGCAUUGCUCCGUCAGUAGGAAUGUGAAUUUGAGAUUGUUGUUUCCACAACUGUAGAGAAACUGUACCAAAGGAUUGUGGUUGGAAUAUAUAAUUGUGUCUGACCUGUGCUUCAUGUGACGUCAAACUGUAAUUCAAACUCCCUUUACCAAAUAAAUAUCAGAUCUCUUUUCCACAAUUACUCAGUAAUGACUGAGUAAGUUUAAUCAGUGGAGAGGAGGGUAGGGUUUUUGUUCCAUUAAAAGUUAAGAUUGUACAAACAGUGUCUUUGAGUUAACAUUUUGGACUGCUCCAGACUCUGGGUUACUAUGGCAACUCGAGAGCUUUCUUUUGAGGAACUGGCUCAUCUUUGACUGUGAUCAAGUACUGUAUGUCAUCUUUUCUUCCCAUCUCAAACAUUAAUAUACCACCUGGUAUAUAGAGAGACUGGAUUAACUACAGUUAAUGAGAACAUUGCCAUGAUGUGGGAUUCCAUGAAAGUUCAGCUAUAUAAUGGUAGGAUGACCUUGGAAAUAAGAGUUGCACCCUGUCAUCUUGUCAUGUAUGUUUAAUUUAGGAACCCAAAAUAAAAUAAAAUACUAUUCAUCUUAUUGGUGUUGCCUUUAACAGGUUCGGUAGAGCUCAAAGUAAUGUAACAAUGCAAUAAUGACUUUAUUACCUACCAUCUUUCCUCCCAGCAUGAUGGCUUCCCAUCUGGGCUUUAGAGGAAGUGGAGACCAGUGCUCAUUUGUUGUCUUCUAAUUACACUUAUCAUGACGUUGGACCGCCCAUACGACCAAUAAAAAUACUUAAAAAAUGACUAGAUGUUUAACUGGGUGAUGGUUAAAAGGGUAGUGGGUGUGUAAUAUAGUCCCCUAUCAAGGUUAUAAGGGGAUACUAGAACUAGAUAGAGAUACAGUAUGUAUGUCUGUUUGUAUUUAUGUAUGCAUCUCUAUCUCUAUGAUACUAGAGACAUUCAUUAGAUUCAAGGACUCCAACCCAAGGAAUUCUAGUAUAGUCCACUAUCAGGUUUAUAAAGGAGGUACUACACUUAGAGAUAGAAAAAUACAGAUAAUAUGCAUCUAUCACAUUGAUACUAGAAACACUCAAUAAAUUCAAUGACUCCAACCCUUAAUAUUCUCCAACAGGCUUCCCUCCCUCUGUGCUGAGAGUCAGACCCUGCCAGACGCUGUCAUCUAUUAUCUGGGUCCAAGCAUCUGAGCACCUUUCAUCUAUACUUUACAUCUCCCCACUUGUUUAUCUCUGGACUGGAGUUAGAUACAUACCAGUUUAAAUAAGCCUUUCUAUGGUUCCCUGUCAUUGAGUUGUACAUGUUUCAGCACCAUGGACAGCUCCUAAACUCUCUAUACCUUCAACAGGGUAAUAGUGAUGAUCAGUGUGGCUGUACAAUUGUAAGCAGUUCAGGUGUUAUCCUACGGUUCACCAUAUCCAUAUUAUCUUACCUCCUUGUUGAUAUUUUACUGUGAAAAAAUAAGUAUGAAAUAACUUCUCGAACAUCACAAGCACUGGAUCAUUCCCAAGGCACUGAAUGUUUUAGCUUUGUAAUUGAUUUAUGUAAAAUAUGUGGUAAGUGUAUUUAUGGGAAAUGAAAAAAGAUUAUUAGAAUUCUGUGUUGUGUAACAUGAUAUCGGUCUCUACGUUUUAGUAAUUUAGCAUACGCACUUAUCCAGAGUGACUUACAAUUAGUGGAUUCAUCGUAAGAUAGAUAGCUAGGUGAGACAACAAACAACACAUCACAAUCGUAUCAAGUACAUUUUCCCUUAACAAAGUAUUUAUCAGCAAAUUCAGUGCUAGUAGGAAAUGACAAGUGGCUUUUUUAAAUGUAUUUUUUUAAAAUCUAAAACACAAAUUAGCUUUCAUAUCUCAUAAUUAACCUAUCCAAUAAUCUCUCUGUAUACCAAUGUGAAAAGUAAGGUUGUGAUCAUGAUAAAGUAAAACAUUGUAAAAGUUGGACCUUGAUUACCCAGUGGACAGUAUGUCUGAAGAAUCCUGUCAUAGACACGUUUGGUGCAUGGUCAAUUAUCUGUCUCUGUUUCUCUGGGGAAUCUAUGGGUGGAAAUCUGCUAGGUGAAUCCUCAUAAUUCUGUCUAUUUGUUCUCUACCGGAGUGUCUGGUACUGUAGGUAGGUCUGUCCUCAAAGAGAGUAGCAGAGCCACACAGUUAUACUAGAGAGGAGCUCUGCACUACAUCAUUUUCCUUCCCCUACCCUCUAGCUCCCUUUGCACUCUACUCUCAUCCCUUCAGAUAUCUUGUCGUUUCUCUCCCCUCCCUCCAGGCAACCUCCGCUCUCUGUUCUCUCUGCUCUCUGUCUCUCUCCCUCUCUCUCUCUGUCUCGCUCUCUGUCUCUCUCUCCCUCUCUCUCUGCUCUCUGUCUUUGAACCAUCUACAUUAGUGACAGUGCAUUAGUAUGAGCUCUCUCUCUCUCUCUCUCUUUCUCUCUGUCUGUCUCUCUCUCUCUGUCUCUCUCUCUCCCUCUCUCUCUGCUCUCUGUUGUUGAACCAUCUACAUUAGUGACAGUGCAUUAGUAUGAGGAGAAAGCUGCUAACACCCUUUUGUGGAGUAGAACUUAAUCACUGUGCUUUUUAAAUGUGUAUGGUCAUAUUUGCUCCGGUAAGUUGUUGUUUCUUUCAUAUUUGGACUGUGGGUAACUGAUUUUCAUUAGUAAGUACAUUCCUGGUUAAACCAGCAUUAUAAUUAUUUGUUAGAAGUUAGGGGGGUUUGUGUUUUAUGCUUUUUUAGGUUUAGAUUUUUUUUUUUUUAAAAAAUUUUUUAAUUUCAAUUUGUUUGUAAAAAUAUUUUUUGUUUGGGGGGUAAAUUUUUUAUAAAUUUUUUUUCCCCAGGGGGGGUUCUUUAGGAUGGUUUGUGUUUGUGUUUUGGGGGUUUUUUUUUGUUUUUUUUUUUUGGGGGGUGCUGAUGCAUGCGGUGUGUGUGUGUUUUGUGUGGUGGCAUGACGUAUUCCAAAGGGUUGAGCCUCUAGGGGGCCCCCCCCCCCCACCCCUAACCCACAGUAGGGGGCUCUCUGUUUGCAGUCAGCCCUUUUUUAAAAAAUCAUUUUUUUUUAUGUUGUCUUAAAAAAACAACCCAAAAAAAGGUUUAACAGUUUCAAAAAAUUAAUACUUCUCGACCCCCUUUCCCCCCCCGGGGGGAGAAAGGCCCCCCCCCCCCCCAAAAGGGGAAAACCCCCCAAAAAAAAAAAGGGGGGGGGGGUUUUUUUUUUUUGGGGCCCUUUGGGGGGCCCCCCCUUUAAAUUGUUUUUUUCCCCCCCCCCCCCCCUUUUUUAAAAGCCCCCUUUUUCCUCUCUCUUCCCCCCUCUUUUCCGUUCCUCCUUUUUCCCCCUUCUUCUCCCCCCCUUUCCUUUUUCCCCCUUUUCUCCCUUUUCCUUUUCCUUCUUUCCCUUUUCCCCUUUUUUCCCCCUAUUUUUUCUCUUUUUUUUUUUUUCCCUUUCUUUUUCUCUUUUUUCUCCCCUUUUUCCCUUUUUUUCUAAAUUUGGGGGGUUUUUGGGGGAAAUAAUCAAAGUGUUUGGGUCCCCCUCUAACCUUUUGGGUUUGUUUGUCCCAACCUUAUCCAGGUUAAAUGGGCCAAUAAAAACCCUCCAACUGUUUCCUUUUUUUUCUUUUCCACUUUCUUCCUUCGAGAGUGUUAGAAACCCCGGGGAGGAAAAAAAGUUUCUUUUUCUCAAAGAGGGGCUCCUUCGGAGCUCGAGAGAGAUGCUAGAUAGAGAGCUCUCUCUCCGACUAGCGAUCUGCUCUUCCUCGCUCUCUCUCUCUCAUGUCCUCGACUCUCUUCCUCCUCUCUCUCUCUCGCUCUCUUCUACUCUCUCUCCUCCUCUCUCUACCUCUCUCUCUGUCUCCGGUUCUCUCUCUCUCUCUCUCGUCUCUCUCUCUCUAAUCUCUCUCUCCUCCUCUCUCUCUCUCUCUCCCCUUUCUCUCUCUCUCUCUCUCUCUCUCUCUCUCUCUGUCUCUCUCUCUCUCUCUCUCCUCCUCUCUCUCACAAUCCCCUUUCUCUCUUGUCUCUCUCUCUGUCUCUCUUUCUCCCCCUCUCUCUCUUUCUGUUCAUCUUUUAACACUGAAACCAAAAAGCCUUUGUAUUCAGAGGAUACUUUGUUAACAGCUGUGUUUUAAUCUAUAAUUUCAUGGCGUAAUAAUGAUUAUUCUAGUUAUAAUGUGUCAUUAAUGAUUGUAACUAUUUAGAAUGCAUCCUUUUCCCAUUUGAAUAUGAAUGAGUGAAUUAACAGGAUGUUUGCAGACAACAGACACAUUAAUCAUUCUUCUAUAAAUACAUCUAAUCACUGACUUUUAAUUAUAAUUAUAGCCACACACACUUAAUUAGAUGUGGUCUUAAACACUUUGGAUCUGAUCGGAUUACACAACAACUGUCUGGCUGUAUGUUAUACCUUUUAGAAACAAUCUGAGAGAAAUCUCUCUCUCUCUCUCUCUCUCUCUCUCUCUCUCUCUCUCUCUCUCUCUCUCUCUCUCUCUCUCUCUCUCUCUCUCUCUCUCUCUCUCUCUCUCUCUCUCUCUCUCUCUCUCUCUCUCUCUCUGUCCCUGCCUCUAUCUACAUAUAUAGUAUUUCAGGAUGUUGUGUAUCCCUUGAAAUAAUCAUAAUUCAUGUAAACAUUACAGGUUUGAAAACAUAGCUUGUUCCAAAAAAGUAGUGUCUUGGCACAACUUACCCUGGGUAGCCAUGAGACACUUCAAUUUGCUCAACUGACCCCAAGUCAAACAUUUUGACUAUAUUAGCCUACACAGCUACAAGGCUGCACUUUCAUGCUAGGUUUAGGACCUCAUAUUGAAGCUUAUAGAGACCCAAACUGAUGUAGAACAAUCUUUAAAUUAUCUCCUUUGGUUUAGAUACAAGCAUCAUGAAACCUCUAACACAAUACAUUUAUUUGAUUUGGUGAAAAUCUGUUUUUUGGACCUAACUUGCUUACCACUUUUUCCAUGUAGUUUCUUCCUUCACAGACUCAAUAAAAUGAUGACCUCUUCCUAAAUAUUUGGUCAAAUUAUUAAUUUUGUGUAUGGAAACAAGGCUGGCUCAACUUACCUCUCUGGCUCAACUUACCCCACUCUCCUCUACUGGAAAGAGCAGGUUUUAUUUUAUUUUAGGAUCAACAUCAACAGUCCCACAUUCAUAAACUCUAAAGACAACCAACAGUAAACCUCAUUCCACCAUAUAUCCACACCAUGUACCAUAUAUUACACACAAGAAAGUUCCCUGAUAACUUUCCCAAAGGCGGCAUCUGUCAGGGUGUUGAUAUAGACAGUCCUCUGUGGCUCAUUAGGUCCAGCUGUUGGUCUAGCAGUUUUGUAGAGGACCAGACAGGAAAGGAGGGACCAGGAGAAACUAGUAAACUGCAUUCCAAAUGGCACCCUAUUCCCUAUGUAGUGCACUACUUUUUACUUUUUGGUAAAAAGUAGCUAGUCAACUAUGUAGGGAAUAGGGUGCCAUUUGGGACACAGCCUAUGUCUAGCGUGCUCAAUGAGUAGGAGUUUAAUAAUAUAUAUAUGUAUAUAUAUAUAUUCCAGAUCUUUGCCAUCUGUGCAUUUGCAACAUGUGGAGGGUACUCUGGUCACCUGCGGGUUAGAGUGGAAUGUCCGGACAAGAGCCAGAGCAACCUCAGCAUCACCGUAAACUUUGCCUAUCCCUUCAGGUAAUACAUGCUGUUAUUUUUCCACAGUCUGACUACUAGACUUUUGUCCAUUUUAUUGUGGUUCAUGGUCAAAAUUCUCCAAAACAUAAAUUCAACAGAAUUUACACUGACAGUCAUGUCAUACAGUCAUGUGCAAACUGGAGCAAAAGGCUCAUGUCAUUGUCACAUGUCACAUGCAUGGGUAUACACGUUGAGAGACAAGUCACAUUUAUCCAGAUAAACACUCCACAACACUUUACUAAGAGUCAUUCUGUAUUGUAAUCUACUGUGCAUUUGGGGAUAUAGCCUUGGUGAGACAAUGAUAGUGUUGUCCGUCCAUGAAUGUGUUUGACAGAUAGGGUGGAUGUGUGGUGGCAGAGAUUUAUUUUCCAUCUAUAAAAAUACAUUUAAAAAAUCUAUGUUUGGAUUGAAAGAUUAUGGAAUAUGGAGCUGUAGUUGUCAAAUCAUUCAUUUGUUUCCACGUUCAGUAUCUCACGUGUAUCUACCUGCUCCCUUGAAGACCUUAAACAUUUCAGCUCAGGUUAAGAGUAAUGUGGAAAGACUCCUGAUGAUCAGGGGAGAGAUUCAUAAUUGAGACUCAUGAGCAUCAUACAGUGAUUCUGAGGAAUACAUACAGUGCAUUCGGAAAGUAUUCAGACCCCUUGACUUCUUCCACAUUUUAUUACAUUACAGUCUUAUUCUAAAAUUGAUUAAAUUGUCCCCCCGCAUCAAUCUACACACAACACCCCAUAAUGACAAAGCAAAAACAGGUAUUUAAUGUAUUAUGCAAAUGUAUAUAAAAAAAACGGAAAUAUGACAUUUAUAUAAGUAUUCAGAUCCUUUACUCAGUACUUUGUUGAAGCACCUUUAGCAGUGAUUACAGCCUAACAUCUUCUUGGGUAUGACGCUACAAGCUUGGCACACCUGUAUUUGAGGAGUUUCUCCCAUUCCUCUCUGCACAUCCUCUCAAGCUCUGUCAGGUUGGAUGGGGAGCGUUGCUGCACAGCUAUUUUCAGGUCUCUCCAGAGAUGUUUGAUCGGGUUCAAGUCCGGGCACUGGCUGGGCCACUCAAGGACAUUCAGAGACUUGUCCCUAAGACACUCCUGCGUUGUCUUGGCAGUGUGCUUAGGGUUGUUGUCCUGUUGGAAGGUGAACCUUCGCCCCAGUCUGAGGUCCUGAGCACUUUGGAGCAGGUUUUCAUCAAGGAUCUCUCUGUACUUUGCUCUGUUCAUCUUUGCCUCGAUCCUGACUAUUCUCCUGACUAUUCUCCCCCACAGCACGAUGCUGCUACCACAAUGCUUCACCAUAGGGAUGGUGCCAGGUUUCCUCCAGACAUGACGCUUGGCAUUCAAGUUCAAUAUUGGUUUCAUCAGACCAGAGAAUCUUGUUUCUCAUGGUCUGAGAGUCUCUAGGUGCCUUUUGGCAAACUCCAAGCAGGCUGUCAUGUGCUUUUUACUAAGGAGUGGCUUCCGUCUGGCCACUCUACCAUAAAGGCCUGAUUGGUGGAGUGCUGCAGAGAUGGUUGUCCAUCUGGAAGGUUCUCCCAUCUCCAAAGAGGAAGUCUGGAGCUCUGUCAGAGUGACCAUCGGGUUCUUGGUCACCUCCCUGACCAAGAACCUUCUCCCCCGAUUGCUCAGUUUGGCCGGGUGGCCAGCUCUAGAAAGAGUCUUGGUGGUUCCAAACUUCUUCCAUUUAAGAAUGAUGGAGGCCAAUGUGUUCUUUGAGACCUUCAAUGCUGCAGAAUCUUUCUGGUACCCUUCCCCAGAUCUGUGCCUCGACACAAUCUUGUCUCGGAGCUCAACGGACAAUUCCAUCGACCUCAUGGCUUGGUGUUUGCUCUGACAUGCGUUGUCAACUGUGGGACAUUAUAUACCCAGGUGUGUGCCUUUCCAAAUCAUGUCCAAUCAAUUUAAUUUACCACAGGUGGACUCCAGUGAAGUUGUAGAAACAUCUCAAGGAUGAUCAAUGGAAACAGGAUGCACCUAAGCUCUAUUUUGAGUCUCAUAGCAAAGUGUCUGAAUACUUACAGUUGAAGUCGGAAGUUUACAUACACCUUAGCCAAAUACAUUUAAACUCAGUUUUUCACAAUUCCUGACAUUUAAUCCAGGUAAAAAUUCCCUUUCUUAGGUCAGUUAGGAUCACCACUUUAUUUUAAGAAUGUGAAAUGUCAGAAUAAUAGUAGAGAGAAUGAUUUAUUUCAGCUUCUAUUUAUUUCAUUACAUUCCAAGUGGGUCAGAAGUGGGCACUCAAAUAGUAUUUGGUAGCAUUGCCUUUAAAUUGUUUAACUUGGGUCAAAUGUUUCGGGUAGUCUUCCACAAGCUUCCCACAAUAAGUUGGGUGAAUUUUGGCCCAUUCCUCCUGACAGAGCUGGUGUAACUGAGUCAGGUUUGUAGGCCUCCUUGCUCGGACACACUUUUUCAGUUCUACCCACACAUUUUCUAUAGGAUUGAGAUCAUGGCUUUGCGAUGGCCACUCCAAUAACUUGACUUUGUUGUCCUUAAGCCAUUUUGCUACAACUUUGGAAGUAUGCUUGGGGUCACUGUCCAUUUGGAAGACCCAUUUGCGACCAAGCUUUAACUUCCUGACUGAUGUCUUGAGAUGUUGCUUCAAUAUAUCCACAUAAUUUUCCUUCCUCAUGAUGCCAUCUAUUUUGGGAAGUGCACCAGUCCUUCCUGCAGCAAAGCACCCACACAGCAUGAUGCUGCCACCCCCGUGCUUCACAGUUGGGAUGAGGUUCUUCAGCUUGCAAGCACCCCCUUUUUCCUCCAAACAUAAUGAUGGUCAUUAUGGCCAAACAGUUCUAUUUUUGUUUCAUCAGACAAGAGGACAUUUCUCCAAAAAGUACGAUCUUUGUCCCCAUAUGCAGUUGCAAACCGUAGUCUGGCUUUUAUAUGGUGGUUUUGGAGCAGUGGCUUCUUCCUUGCUGAGCAGCCUUUCAGGUUAUGUCAAUAUAGGACUCAUUUUACUGUGGAUAUAGAUACUUUUGUACCUGUUCCUCCAGCAUCUUCACAAGGUCCUUUGCUGUUGUUCUGGGAUUGAUUUGCACUUUUCGCACCAAAGUACGUUCAUCUCUAGGAGACAGAACGCGUCUCCUUCCUGAGCGGUAUGACGGCUGCAUGGUCCCAUGGUGUUUAUACUUGCGUACUAUUGUUUGUACAGAUGAACGUGGUACCUUCAGGCUUUUGGAAAUUGCUCCCAAGGAUGAACCAGCCUUGUGGAGGUCUACAAAUUGUCAUGCACAAAGUAGAUGUCCUAACCGACUUGCCAAAACAAGAAAUGUGUGGAAUGGUUGAAAAAUGAGUUUUAAUGACUCCAACCUAAGUGUAUGUAAACUUCUGACUUCAACUGUAUGUAAAUAAGGUAUUUCUGUUUUUUAUUUUUAAUACAUUUGCAAAAUAUUCUAAAAACCUGUUUUCGCUUUGACAUUAUGGGGUAUUGUGUGUAGAUUGCUGAGAAAAAAUAUAUAUUUAAUCAAUUUUAGAAUAAGGCUGUAAUCUAACAAAAUGUGGAAAAAGUCAAGGGGUCUGAAUACUUUCCGAAGGCACUGUAUACCUUUACCUCUCUUUAAUCUCUCUCUCGCUCUCUCUCUCUUAUCUCUCUGUCGCUCUCUCUCUCUCCCCCUUCUCUCUCUCUCUCCUUCCUCUCUCUUCUCUCUCUCUCUGUCUCUCUGAAGAUCGCAGGUUCACUCAGAUCAGUGGGAGGAACUUGUUUCACUCAGUUUAACAAUCGCUAUUUUUAAAGCCUGUCAGAGUCCAUUGGUAAUGGAAGGGUUCCUCACCAAGACAGACUUUUGUUCUUUAAAAGAGAUCUUUUUUUUUUUUCUUGCCUGAAGCAAGGAUCAGCAGGGUCUAUCUCUACCUUCUGCAAAUCAUUGUGUGUUCAAACACUCUGCUCAUACUCUACUUUUACCUGGACAUUUCCUGCCAUAAUGCAGGACUAUGUUAUUUUAUAGGCAAGAUGGCUUAACUACAGGUCUCUCUUGCAAACGAAAUUUGAUCUCAAUGACUAACCUGUAAAAUUAAAGGUUAAAUAAAAUAAAUGAAAACUACUGUAACAGGUGAUUAGGAUUCUAACACAUUGAGCUUUGAUGAUAGACAUUUUACUGACGACAUAGCUACAGCAUGACAUCUGACAAUGACUUGCAGGAUGAUGGUCAUGACAUUCUCAACCUCAUUCUCACUCACCUGCACUGUGAUCAGAGCCUCACACUUGUCAAUAAAAGGCUUUAACUGUGACCAUGUCCUUGUUCCUGACAUCUUAUAGGUUACAGCAGGUCCAUUUCCAGCCCACGCUGUGUGAGAGGAACAGACAGGAGACCAUCUUCCUGGUAGGAGACUACUCCUCCUCAGCUCAGUUUUUUGUGACCGUGGCUGUCUUUGCCUUCCUCUAUUCACUGAUGGCCACCGUAGUGUACAUCUACUACCAGAACAAGUACCGCGAGGGUAAUAGAGGACCGCUGGUGGUGAGUUGUUUUACUUAUCAAGAGCUGCCUUUGGUUCAUUAAUGUCAUGGUAUUUGUAUAAUGUAUGUGUCUAUUAAUUGAGAUACAUUGAAUUAAAUAAUUUACAGGACAGUGGUAGCUUAACAUAUAGAGAAAUGUGAUUCACAAGAUUAUUACCUCUGAAAGAUGUGGUAUAUUGUGGCAUUUUAUAAAUAGCAGUUAGCUGUACUUUGUUGUUACUCCUGCUCUUUUCUUCCAUAUUCCUUUAGACCUCGUUUAUAACAUCACCCCAUCCUCUUUUUCACACCUCAACUCUCACGAUCGCAUUGAACCUGAUAAUAACCUUCUCCAUUUCUCCCUGCUAACCAGGACUUUGUAGUGACCGUGCUCUUCGCCUUCAUGUGGUUGGUGAGUUCCUGUACUUGGGCCAAAGCUCUGUCUGAUGUAAAGUCAGCCACUGAUCCCACCCAGGUCCUCCUGCUCAUCUCUGCCUGCAGACACCCGGCCAACCAGUGUUCAGCUUCCCACCACCCAGUCUGGUCUGAGCUCAACACGUCUGUGGUGAGUCAUUGGUGAUGUCCAUAAUGGCACCCUAUCUCCAUAUAGUGCAUUGCUUUUGACCAGACAACUAUGGGCCCUAGUCAAAAGUAGUGCACUAUAUAGGGAAUAGGGUAAUUUGGGACACAUUCCUUAUGCAUGAAAUACCAAUGCUGAUCAAUGUCAGCUCCAUUGUCUUCAGACAGGUGGUGUUUACUCCUACGCGAUGCUCGUCCUUCAACCGAUUGUUGAUGAUGAUGUUUUAAAUAAUGUAUGCACAGCAACAAAAAUUCUUAGCAACCAUUUGUUUUACGUCAAUAACAUUUUCUGAUUCUGAAUCUGACAGUUUGAUGUUUAGACCCAAACUCUAAAUGCAGGUUAGCAUUUUUCGUCAUAAAUCUUGUUCUGGAGGCAACUCUUCAGAGUUGUCACUAGCUGGCACAGCCACAAAGUAAUCAAAUCUGACUUUCAACCUAACCCUAAUGCCCAACCCUAACCGUAACCACACUGCUAACCCUAAUGCCCAACCCUUAUCUUAACCACACUGCUAACCCUAAUGCCCAACCCUAAUCUUAACCACACUGCAAAUCCUAAUGCCCAACCCUAAUCUUUAACAACACUGCUGACCCUAAUGCCCAACCCUAAUCUUAACCACACUGCUAACCCUAAUGCCCAACCCUAAUCUUAACCACACUGAUGACCCUAAUGCCCAACCCUAAUCUUAACCACACUGCUAACCCUGAUGCCCAACCCUAAUCUUAACCACACUGCUAACCCUAAUGCCCAACCCUAAUCUUAACCACACUGCUAACCCUAAUGCCCAACCCUAACCUUAACCACACUGCUAACCCUAAUGCCCAACCCUAAUCUUAACCACACUGCUAACCCUGAUGCCCAACCCUAAUCUUAACCACACUGCUAACCCUAAUGUCCAACCCUAACCACACUGCUAACCCUAAUGCCCAACCCUAAUCUUAACCACACUGCUAACCCUAAUGCCCAACCCUAAUAUUAACCACACUGCUAACCCUAAUGCCCAACCCUAACCUUAACCACACUGCUAACCCUAAUGCCCAACCCUAAUCUUAACUACACUGCUAACCCUAAUGCCCAACCCUAAUCUUAACCACACUGCUAACCCUAAUGCCCAACCCUAAUCUUAACCACACUGCUAACCCUAAUGCCCAACCCUAAUUUUAACCACACUGCUAACUCUAAUGCCCAACCCUAACCUUAAAUUAAGACCAAAAAGCUCAUUUUUGCUUUCAUGUAUUUUUACAAUAUAGACAAUUUUGACUUUGCAGCUGGCCUAUCUAAGGGGAAAUCGCUCUCAGUUUUGCCUCCAGGACAAGAAACGUCAACAUGCACUCUAAAUACCCUCUUUCUGUACCUCUAUACAGGUUUUUGGUUUUUUAAACUUUAUCCUGUGGGCCGGCAACAUCUGGUUUGUCUUCAAAGAGACAGGCUGGUACAAGACUGGCCAGAGGUACCCAAUGAGAAGCGCCUCUGGGAGACGGGCCAAUGGGAUGAGCCAACGGCUCUGCAGCCAAAGCAGUUUCGACCAAUCAGGGGACAGCUUCUAUCAACAUCCAUACAGGCAGACUAGUUUUGAUCAAUCACGGGAGAGCUUGGGCCAGCAGCACUACAGCCAAGGUAGCUUCAACCAAUCAAUAGGGAGCUUCCGCUUGCCACAGACCAGUCUAGGACAGCCAAUCAUCAUCAGUCAGGGGGAUGUCACCUCUAAAGGGAUUAAUCCUAUCAUGUUUGUCAAUGAUACUUAG